UCGGCGCUGCCGAAAGGUCUGGUCGCAGAGGCAGGGACGCGUAAUCCUCAGCGUGCUCCAUCCCCGCGGCAUCCUUCCAGGCUCGGCCGGGCAGCGAGCCCCUGGGCGCCCGCCCUCUGCUCCGCGGAAAAGCCUGAUGAAGUCCUCCGACAUCGACCAGGAUUUAUUUACAGACAGUUACUGCAAGGUGUGCAGUGCACAGCUGAUAUCUGAAUCUCAGCGCGUGGCCCAUUACGAGAGUCGAAAACAUGCGAGCAAAGUCCGACUGUAUUACAUGCUUCACCCCAGGGAUGGUGGGUGUCCUGCUAAGAGGCUCCGGUCAGAAAAUGGAGGCGAUGCUGAUAUGGUUGAUAAGAACAAGUGCUGCACACUCUGUAACAUGUCUUUUACCUCGGCGGUGGUGGCUGACUCACAUUAUCAAGGCAAAAUCCAUGCCAAAAGGUUAAAGCUGUUGCUAGGAGAGAAAACUCCACUGAAGACCACAGCACCGCCCCUGAGCUCACUUAAGCCUCCGAGGGUGGACACUGCUCCAGUGGUAGCAUCUCCCUAUCAAAGAAGAGAUUCAGACAGAUACUGCGGACUCUGUGCAGCCUGGUUUAAUAAUCCCCUGAUGGCGCAGCAACAUUAUGACGGCAAGAAACACAAAAAGAAUGCAGCAAGAGUUGCUUUGUUAGAACAACUUGGGACAACUCUGGAUAUGGGGGAACUAAGAGGUCUGAGGCGCAAUUACAGAUGUACCAUCUGCAGUGUCUCUCUAAACUCAAUAGAACAGUAUCAUGCCCACCUGAAAGGAUCUAAACAUCAGACCAACCUGAAGAAUAAAUAGUGAAAACAUCAAUGAAGGGAUGAGAAACAGUAUCAGGAUUUCUCUGCCGUGGAGAAUUGUGUAUCAACCACCAGAGGAGGAUUCUUUCUUGAACAAUGAAACUUCUUAUGAGGAUUCUCAGAUUAACACAUGACUAAUCUUCGUUUUGGAGAGUAAAUGAGCUAUAUUUAUUUCUUCUUUUUUUAAAUUUUGUGUUAAGUUGUGAUGUUUAAACGGAUUUUUAAAUUCUUUCUUGAUAAUAUAUUUAGCACAUGUUCUAAAUUAUAACCUUAUACCAAACAGUGGGAGCAUCGUUUGAACUUAAAGACAGUGGAAAAAUCUAAGUCUCCAGUUUAUUCUAGAUUUCUUUAACAUAUAAAAUUAUUCUAUUAAAUCGUCAAUGAUUGAGAUGUAAACCACCUCUAUCAAGAAAUAAACAUUAUUUUUUCACCAUGUUGAACAUGACUGUGGCAACAUGCCCUGAAUGGGAAAGAAUCACUGGUCCUUCUCAUUUCACCUUCAAAAAUGUGAGCCAGGCUUGCCAGCUGAACAACAAGAAUGAAGAAGGUGAAAGAAGAAUCCUCAUCUCUGCUUUCUGAUCAUUCAAAGAACAGUUUCUCAAGGUCAAGCCAAGUCCUCUUUGCAAGCUGCCAAAAUUAUAGCUUAGGAAAAGAAUUAGUUUGCCUGCAUGAUGAUCCUCUUAGGCAAAAACGUCUUCACAGCAGUUGACCUUGAUGAAAUGUUUUCCCAAAGGCAUCCAAAAGAAGAAUUAUAAAUCCCAGAAUGAGAGAGAAGUAAAUGAACAUUUCUUAGGAAGCUGGCCUGAUUCGGGGGCUUUAAUGUGGGCUUCUGAUGAUUUGGAAGUAAGUGAGUAAAUUCUGAAGAAUGACAGCCUUGGGUUGGAUGAGGUCCCCUGUUCCUCUGUUUCUCACUGAAGUCCUCUUACUGAGCCAAGAUUCAGUCACUUUGGGAAAAACAGCAGUGGCCAGUAUGGCAGACUGGAACACUUACUCUCUGAUGGGGAGUGUCUGGAGUGUAAAUCAUAAAGCUCUUUAGGUUUCAUUCUCCAUCAGGACUGGAUUCGGUGUCCUGCAGGCUGGCUGGGAAGCCCGGCAUUUAGCUUCUAUUCAGAUGCUUCUCGUCUCUGGCUGAGAUUGCCCUUUGUACAUUGUGACCACAGGCAAUUGAUCUCCUGGUGUCAGGUUUUCUGGUUGCCUAUUGUUUUUCCACAGAGAGCCGAGGUGGUUACAACUCAGUGAGCAAUAAAUGAAAUGACUUAGAAAUGCACAGUGUUGUUAUUAAGGUGUUUGGAAUUUGGCCCCAUUCCCUGGAGGAGGGCCCGCUCCGGAGGGAUCAAGGCGGCCAGUGUCCAUCCUGCAGAAAGAGCAGCCAUCCAGCCACAGAUGUC
This is a messenger RNA of Miniopterus natalensis, 2213 nucleotides long. RefSeq names its product zinc finger matrin-type 4 (gene ZMAT4). Gene Ontology annotation, molecular function: zinc ion binding; nucleic acid binding. The record is from RefSeq and is a predicted model, not a curated record. NCBI's taxonomy places the organism in Eukaryota, Metazoa, Chordata, Mammalia, Chiroptera, Miniopteridae.